Molecule: messenger RNA, 321 nt
Organism: Symbiodinium sp. CCMP2456
Lineage: Eukaryota; Dinophyceae; Suessiales; Symbiodiniaceae
Source: the annotation of a GenBank genome assembly
AUGGGCCUGCAUGAUGGCAAUUACUGGGCGUACUCAGGCCCGAGUAUUCCGCAGCCCACGGAAGCGCAGCACAUCAUCUCCAUCCUGCAUGACAGUAGCAAAGCUUUCAGGGAGGGGGUGACAGUCGCCGGCGUCAAAUACUUUGUUAUCCAAGUUCGAGACAAUGGAGGGAUCGUCGGCAAGUUGGGUUCGGCCUACGUCUACAUCCGGCCGGGCAACCAAGUCGUCAUCGUAGGCGCUGCUGGUCAGAAUCAACUCAAUGCAGAGUGCGUGUCCGCCGUGGACCACACGGUCGACAUGCUGAUGGAGAACGGGUACUGA